CAGUGCUUUGACUUCUUUUCCCUCCCUCGAGCCGCCCACAGUCGCCGCUGCAAUUAUUGCCGCAGUCCCUGACGCCUCCACGAUUUCACCUCGCGCAAAAGACGUGAGCGGUGGCAACAAUAAGUUUUGGGUGCUUGCAUCACUUGUGACGGAGCUUUUAUUUUUAUUUUUAUUUUUUCUUCUUCUCUUUCCCCUCUCCUGCAGGGCCACCCUACCACCCUGCAACUAAUACCUAGCCCUACAUAACAACCGGACGCCACCCUCUCGUUGCAGCUCCGUCUUCGUUUCUCAUCUUUCUUUAUUAUCGGCCCCACCGCACACGCCUGUCCACUCGUCAACGGCCUCAAGAGAGGCGCAAGAGUCGGUUAGGUUGAGCUGUGGAGGACGGACCCCAACACACGAUCACCCUCUGAAUAUGGACGGACUCCCAACGCCGGCCACGAUGCCCAAGAUGGACCGUUCCGACUCAUCAUCUGGCUCCGAGGUCGACACUCCUCCCCUCGGCCCCACCAUCCACGCCCCGGUCCCAAUGCGCCCACGGUUGCCGAGCAGGAAAAGCAGCGGCACCAUGGUGGUGCCGAGAGACUCGAUCGAUGCCAGCCAACCUUGCGAAAUCGACUUUGAGCCGGGCGAUGUCCGAGCCAUGAGUCCCAGGAGGACGACCGAAGACAUCGAGGCCAUGGGGAGAGAGGCCAGAGAGGAGCUCAGGAGACACGCCAAGGCGCUCCAGGACUCUCUCAUCAUGAUCUUCAACCGCAUCGAGGCCGUCAAGGAGGAGCACGACAAGCUGGACAGCAACAACAAGUUCCUGCAAAAGUACAUUGGCGACCUCAUGAGCACAAGCAAAAUCACAUCGACUGGCGGUGGGAGGGCCAAGAAAUGACGCCAGAGCUGCGAGGCAGCCCUCGCGCCACGAUUUCUCCCUGGGCUCCGGGACGAUGCUUGGGCGGCCGUUUGCUGAGCCGGUAUACGUGCCGCCGCCGCUUCGGCUUGAGCCAGGGAUCCACGGGUGGCUGUGUUGCGGACCGAGUCGGACACGACGAGACAUUGCGUCAUGACGGGGCCGGCAUGUCAGCCCAUCCUGCAGCUCACGUCGGAUGACUUGUGCGACCGGCCCAAGUUGCAAUCUGACGACGAUCGCCACCGCCGACUCUAUCCCAUCGAAUUACGAACUGGUUCUGGUGAAGGCUCCUGUUCUUGAUUGUCGACAAGAACCGAUGCCGUAGCUCGCCAGCACCGAUUCGCCGCCACCAUCCGGCUACUUUAUUCCGACUUGCCACAACCCUACCAUCUUCCACGAAACACGACAUCAAUAAUCGCACGGGUUCUCGGGGUGAAGAACGCUUUCUGCCACAAUCGCCGCCCAAAACAACAUUUUAUCAAUAGAUAUCACGCGACCCACCCGGGGAAACCACAUCGGUCUGGUGCAGUUUAUACCCGUAUACUAUCUUUGGCCCUUUCUUUUACCGGCUGGGUGGAGUUUAUUUCUGGGCCGUGCUUGAUCUGGCGUGUCCUGCAAGACAUUCCAUUCUCGGAUCAACAUCUAGCAUGCAACCCCAACAUUAUGUGGGGGUGUCACGACAGCAUUUGCAUUUAGGGAGUUUUGGAGGCGUUUAUUCACGAUUUGUAACACAGGCGUGCAUUUUCUUUGGCGGAGUUGUGUUCAUUGGGCUAUUUCCUACUUUGCGUGUUCGUAAGCAAACAAAAAACUUGACAUUGUACGAUAUGAAAUCAUCAUCAGCCUUGCCGUUGUUGAAAUCGCGUGACUAUAAUCGCAUCCAACAGUCUCUAUCAUGUCCUG
Gaeumannomyces tritici R3-111a-1 is the source of this 1801-nucleotide messenger RNA. RefSeq lists its product as hypothetical. Gene Ontology annotation, cellular component: trans-Golgi network. The transcript has 2 exons. The coding region runs from base 416 to 883 and encodes 155 amino acids. Lineage: Eukaryota; Fungi; Ascomycota; Sordariomycetes; Magnaporthales; Magnaporthaceae. The record is from RefSeq and is a predicted model, not a curated record.